AUGAUAAGGGCGAUGCAUCAUCUAGCUCAACAUAUUGCAAAGCCAAUGCGGCAAUAUCCAAGAAUGGCAAAUAGCAUCUCACAUGAUAUGAAUCCUAGAGUCCAAGGAAGUGAGUUUUGUAAAACUCAGUACUUUGAUCCCCCUGUGCCCAUUCCAGAUGGCUGGAUGGUAUAUGAUUCAACAACUAUGAUACCUCUAUUCAGUAUCAUAGAGGAUGCUCUGUUAUAUCAUCAAUCUCAUACACUUCAACCUCUUGUUCCUUCAAAUGUGAUGGAAAGUAGAGUCUCCUAUCAAGAUACUCACUCUGAAAAAACACAUACAGGUCCAACAAAUUUGAGAAAUCUCAAAGGAUAUAGUGAAUUCCACCCAAAUUCUUUGAACAAUAGAAAUCCAGUUGACACACAAUCAAAAUUGGUCAACAAUUCAGCCAAUACCCAUGAUGGUAGCUCAGGGGUUGAUAAAACCCCAUACAAGUCACAUCUUUUGAGGUUGUCAAGUGUACAAAAAAGGUUUGGAAGUCCACAUUCACAAGAGGCUGAGAAGAUUGGUCACAUUGGUGAAGAUAAAACCAAGAAGGUAGAAACCUCAGAGCAACAAAGUGAUGGCAACUUUGAAUCUCAAAACACAUUUUUAAGAAUCACCAAUUCAAAUGUGGGAGAAGAUGUUUCCAAAGGCCUUAAAUCUUUGGAGAAAUCUUCAAUGCCAGACUCUAAAGGGACACCAGCUGGAAAUUAUAAUCUAGAAGACUUGACUAUCAAAAGAUAUGAUAAACCAUCAACAGAGAAGAAAUCUCUAAUAUUGGAAGAUUAUCAAGAAGGUUAUCAACAAGAAUUGAUACCUAGAAAUAAUUUUGAUGUGAGAACAACUGGUAUAACUCCCAAUAGACCUGUAAUCUCUGAUUUCAAUCCUCAUGGACCACACUCAAACCUGGAGAACAACUUAUCCCAUGAGGCUUAUGAUUUCUGUGAAGAUGCAGCAAGUAAAAUUGAUACCUCUUUUUAUGAUGCAAUAUCAAACAAGGAAAUCAAGGAUUUGAAUGAUGAAAAAAACACAUGUGUUCUUGAUGAUAACAAGACUGAGAUGUCUGCGGAGAACAAGGAACACCUUCUAGGAGCACUAUCUCAUGAUAUCAUUGGGUUUCAGAAGGCCUCAAAAUCAAAUAAUCUAGCUGAGAAUAGCAAAAGAGAGAUCCCUGGUGAUGGAGACAUUGAGAGAAACAAUAUUUCUAGAACUGCUAUUAGUUUGGAAUCAAAAGCCGCUACCAAGGAAUGGAGCAUAGUCCAGAGCAGGAAUAGUAAGACAAGAAAUUGUUUUGUCUCAAAGGAUCAUAAACACCUUGAGGAGCCAACAUUGCCACAACAAUUUGCACCAAGCUCAGGAGAUAUUCCAGUCAAAAGUGAUGACAAAGGUAUCCAAAAAAUACUGGAAAACCAUAGUGGGGGAAAUACAUCAUCCUCUAUUAAUACACUUCCUACACCUCUGGAGAUGAAAUUUGUAGAAAAUGAAGCUCCUGUAAAUGCACAAACAAAAGAAACUUUGUAUAGGAAAGAUUUGGAUGUGGAAAAGGAAACUCAAGCAUUCCAGCACAAAAAGAAAAAACACAAAAAUACCAAGGCCUUGAUAAAGUCAAAACUGAGCACAGAUGGUAGAGAGGAAGAUAUUCAUACAUGUGAUGAGCAUCUUAAAAGCCUUCCAUCCAUUGAUAUGAGCAGUGGAACAACAAACAUCCAAGAUAUCAAGUCAUUAGUUUCAAAGAUAUUAUGUGCUGAUGAUAAGGCUGACUUCCUAAAAAUAAAAAUUGGACCUGAAGAUUGCAAUCAGAUAUCAUUAUUAUUAGGUUCAGGAAAUCAAGGCCAUUUAUUGAAUGAGAUUUAUGAACACACAAGAAUGAUGAAAAGAUUGAUGAACCCUUAUGAAGCUUGGAGAAGAUCACAAACUUUACACAGAUAUGUUGACCAGGAAAACACAAUUCUGAAAUGGAACCUUAAAAAAGGACAACUUGAUCACAAAACCCAUGCAGUAGCAAUGCUUCUCAGGGUUGGCCAAAGAUCACCUGUCUUUUAUGAUACAGCUCCUGGUAAAUGGAAACUCAUUAAAUCAAGAUGGGACAGCUUGAAUGAAGUGCAGGCAGACUCACUGAAUUCUCUGAUUGAUAUCAAGGAGCAAGAAGCAAGGCUAGCCACAAUCUCUGUUAUGGAGAAUGCAGAUCAGCAUUGGAUGAAAUCACUUUAUGGAGAGUCUGAAUUGCAACAGUUGAAGAUGCAAGGUGUUUCUAUCCCAUUAUUGUUCAAAGCAAUAUAUGUUAUGGAUCUAGACAAAUACUAUGAUACUCAUCAAAAGAAUUGGAUUGCUACACCUUUACGUCACUUUAUUCUGGAAGAUCAGAGGUUGUCCCUUCAUUUCCAAGCACGUUUGAAAUUCUUAGUCAAUAAUACUCAUGAUGAAGAUUUAGAUGGCACAUUGACCUUGGCAGAAGGAUUAACAGCUCUCCAUUUUGGAAUCUUGCUUGACAGACUUACAGGAAUCAAAUUUUUGUCAAGUUUAGCAAAAGAAGAUGUACAAAUUUCUAAUCAGGAUAUCACCAUUGGUCAGGAAAGUAAAACCUUCUAUUGGUCAACCCCAUUGAUGGGAAAUUGGGACGAAUGGAAGGUAGAACUUCAGCCAUAUUUGCAAUUCCUUGGGUUCUGUAAAACAAGUGGUUUUCCUCAUGCAGGAGGAAUUGUUUUCAGACUAAAAAUUGAAGGGACUUCUGGAAGAUGA
Melampsora larici-populina 98AG31 is the source of this 2760-nucleotide messenger RNA. RefSeq lists its product as uncharacterized. The transcript has 5 exons. The coding region runs from base 1 to 2760 and encodes 919 amino acids. NCBI's taxonomy places the organism in Eukaryota, Fungi, Basidiomycota, Pucciniomycetes, Pucciniales, Melampsoraceae. The record is from RefSeq and is a predicted model, not a curated record.